Messenger RNA from Alternaria ethzedia, 1083 nucleotides. RefSeq lists its product as uncharacterized. Lineage: Eukaryota; Fungi; Ascomycota; Dothideomycetes; Pleosporales; Pleosporaceae. The record is from RefSeq and is a predicted model, not a curated record. The transcript has a single exon. The coding region runs from base 1 to 1083 and encodes 360 amino acids.
AUGCAACUCGCGAUCAACACAGUCAACCCGCUCAAACUCGUAGCGAAGAUGCAUGAGCACGAAUCCUGUGAAGUCGCGGCUGCCGAGGAGAAGACGGCGCAUACAUUCCCCGGAGCGGUUCAUAUUCAAGAUGCCGCCGUGGCCAAAGACUUCGCGCUCAAUACCUACAUCCAGCCUAGCUAUCCUCGCACACUAGUCGUAUGGGCCGAUGGCAAUGGAGGUGAACGCCUCGACGACGGCCCAUGCACAGCAGCCAUAGGCUACCACGACCCCUUAUCUGGAGAAUGGGAAGUACACAUCACGGUGAGCCAUCACCCUUCUUGGACUGAAGCUAGCCUCAUCGCUAUUCAGGAAGCUUUCCGUGCCGCUGCGGCGAUGGCUGACCACAUCGACCACUUGAUCGUGUUUUCAAAUGCAAAAGAAGUGCUUGCGAACCUUGGAAAGAGCAGCGAUAUCUCGUGGGGACGAGGUGAAGCUCUCGUAGAAAGGGUACAGCAGGCUGCAAAGAAGCUCAUGGGAAAAGAUGUGCAGGUAGAUCUGCGUUUUGUACCAAACCGCACGAAAAUUGAAGGUCAUAGGCGGGUGCAGAAACUCUCCCGAAAGUACAAGAAGAAGGUCUUAACGGUGGCGCCGAAAGCACUCCUGGAGUACGACAUUGAUCUUCCUCCGAUCAGACUGAAGCAUCAGCAGCACAAGGAUGCAAAAGAAGAGCUGGAGGUGUUGCUGCGCAGCUGCUUAGAAGAUGCGAAGGCGGCAGGCAAAGUCGGACCUCGCAGCUCGUUGAAGCACGAGUGGAGAUUCGAGGCACGUCGUCUACGAAGGGAAGCAAAGAGGGAGUAUAGGAAGAUGAGAGAGCGAGAAGGAAAGCCGCUGAAGCCGACAGAUUCGGAAAUUGCGAUAUUGCGGGCGCAAAAAGGACGUCCUAGGAAAGCGUCUGGAGAGCUGAAGGAGGAAGAAGAUAUUACCAUCGACGCAGAGGAGAAGAUUCUGGAAUGGAAGGAUAUAUACCAAGAACUCGCAGGUAGCUCGUGGGAAGAUAGACGGCCACUAAAGAAGCGAAGCAAUAGUUUCGUUGGAGUUUAG